Molecule: messenger RNA, 4030 nt
Organism: Suillus paluster
Lineage: Eukaryota; Fungi; Basidiomycota; Agaricomycetes; Boletales; Suillaceae
Exons: 10
Coding region: 91-3981 (1296 amino acids)
Biological process (GO): actin filament organization; peptidyl-threonine phosphorylation; actin cortical patch assembly
Cellular component (GO): cytoplasm
Molecular function (GO): protein serine/threonine kinase activity; ATP binding
Source: RefSeq, a predicted model, not a curated record
CGUACAGCCUUUGGUACAGUCUCAGCAAUUGGCAGCUGCUGUAGCUGCGAUAGCAGCAGUUUUGCAUUUAUACCGCUGCCCGUUAUCACCAUGCAGCAGCAGCAGGCGUUCCAAGUCUAUGCGCAGCAAAAUAAGGGCACUCUUGUUCCAGGUCAAACAAUCUCCGUGAACAAGUACACGGUCCAGGUUGAGCGGUAUCUCAGCCAAGGUGGAUUCUCUCAUGUUUACCUUGUCAGGACUCCCACUCCCGUGUAUAACACGACGCAUCAUGUUCUCAAACGCAUUGGCGUUCCUAACGAGGCCAUGCUCGCAGAGGUUAAGAAAGAAGUCGAUAUCAUGAGGAUACUGAAGGGGCACCCAAACGUGGUGCAUCUGAUUGAUGCUGCCUGGCACAAAAUGGCGAACGGCAUGUACGAAGUCUUCAUUCUCAUGGAAUUUUGUCCAGGUGGUGGGAUCAUUGACAUGAUGAACAGACGUCUGCGUGAACGUCUCACAGAAGCAGAGAUCCUCCAGAUUUUUGUAGACAUCUGUGAAGGUGUUGCUGCCAUGCAUAAUCUUCGUCCUGCCCUUCUUCAUCGUGAUCUGAAAGUGGAAAACAUUCUUCAGGCCUCCAAUAACGUCUUUAAACUCUGUGACUUUGGCUCUGCCACGCCAGUCGCGCCUCGACCGCCAUCUACCACAGCUGAGGUUAGAGCUCUCGAGGCGGACUUGAACAGACACACCACACUACAGUACAGGGCGCCUGAGAUGGUCGAUCCAUACCUCCGCCGUGCUGUUGACGAGAAAUCUGACGUCUGGGCACUCGGAGUGCUAUUGUACAAACUCUGUUAUUACACCACUCCUUUCGAAGAACACGGACCCUUAGCAAUUCUGAACGUACAGUACCGCAUCCCGCCGUAUCCCGUUUACUCGUCGCAGUUGAACACGCUGAUUGCCUCCAUGCUUCGCGAGCACGGCACACAGAGACCUACAAUAUUUGAACUUCUCGCUCAAGUACACACCAUACGAGGUACCAAAUCGGGCUUUGUCUACGACAUUCCUCCGCCUCAGCCCCUUUCCCCUCGAGCUUUACAGCCUCCUUCCACGAAUGCUCUUGACAACCUUGUAUCCUAUCGUCGAGAUACCGCCACGCAACAAGCGUCACCAGCUCAGCCCAAGACCAUGGGUACAGGCAUUCAAGCGCGUGAUAGGGUGCUGGAGGCUAUUGCACCAAUGCGUCGUGGUCGGCCACCUUAUUCGCAGCAACAGAAUGACACUGCCACUCUUUCUCCGACCUCUCGGCCUCCUAGUCCACCGAAGCUGCCGAACAGGCCCGACGGCUCGUUUGGCGCAGAGGAGGACAGGGCAUGGAAAGAGAUAAAAAAUUCUUCUGCUGCCGGGGGCAUCAGGGCUCAUAAAUCAGGCAGUGUAACUGCGAGCGUUUGGAGGCCCAAGAUAUCCGCGCCUCCCUUGGAUGAUGCAUGGAGUGUUGAGACGCGUGCGUCAAAAGUGACCUCGGACGAAGUUCCAACACCAGGGCUUAUUGCAUUUGGGGACGAUUUCGGAGACAAACUGUGGAGCGCCUUUGACGGUACUAAGGCUGGAGGAGCUGCUGUCGCGACAGAAAUGGGGCCAUCCCCGAGUUCUGGAAAAGAGCGUAUUUCAAGACUUGCUCCUCCGCCUGAGGGGUCACGUAACACAAGACUUACGAUCACGAAGAGUAAGGAUGCGUUCGAUGGUCUAGGUUUAACGCCAUCUUCAACGCCUAUACCUACUCUUGGAGAGACACGCAAGCUGAGGACUGGCCUCGCUGCGGUUAAUGGAAACAAUCGCGCAGCCAUCACUCCUACCCCGAUGAAACCAAUACCUUCACCCCGCCCUCCAGCACAGUCGACGACCACGAACGCAUCAUGGCGUUCUAGUUCAUCAAUGCAAGCCCCUGCAUCCACCCCUCCUAAGCUUCCACAAAUGGGCGAAUUUUCUGCCGAGGCACGAUUUCCUUCUGUAGAAGAGCUCGAUGCGACAUUCGGUAGAUCGACACCUCCUGUCGGCCAUCCAAGCUGGCAGCUCGAGUCGUCAGGGCAUCACAAGGAGCGCGAAAAAGUAGUUGAUUUGUCCGAACCUUUCUUUUCAUCUUCCUCGUCGCUUCAACCGACUUCUCAGCGUGGUCUGCGCUCAGAGCAGGUCACCGGGGUGGCGAUGCGUGAGUCUGAGAAGGAUAAAAUUCAGAGAUCUUUUGGACUGGAGAAUGGCGUUGGUGAAAACGCAUCGUCUUCAAAGCCCACAUCAUAUCGACCUAUCUCACGUCCUUCGCUUUCGAGGAAACAUCGCAGUAGUAUUGCCGUAAAAGCCACACCUCACGCACAACUCAUCGAUGGCUUUGAUACUCAGGAAAUCACUACGCCAGCUCCAGUGUCACGCAAACCCAAAGACUGGUUAACAGGCGAUGUUGAUGCCCUCAUCUCCCCAAUUAAGGACGGAUCUUUUGCUCAGGCUCAAGCCAGCAACCUCCCUGCGACUCCCGUUCUGCGCGAGUUUACGAACAAGCGUUCGUCGUUCAUCGAGGAGAACACAACAACUAUACAAUCGCCACAGGAAGCUGUCGCCGCUCAACAACCUCUCCAUCGAGUAAAAACACCUCCAUCGCCGUCCAGGGUGCAUACACGGGGUGUCAGUUCCAGAGAGCGGAAGCAAAGCGCCCCUACGACACCGAAGAAACCCAGAGAUUUGCCGGUGGUCGCACCCAAACCAGUAAUUGCUGCUCUUGCACUGAAGCCGAAUAUAGAGUCUCGACAGGGGAUGACAUCGCAGCCAUUGAAGCGUCCGUCGCAAGAUGACUCCGAUAGGUGGAGAGCUAUCCCUAUCUCUGAGUCACCAAAGGCAACUAAGAUGCAAGAUUCGUCAAGUGACGGGGAACAGGGACCAGAGGAUGCUGUUGGAUUUGCUUCGGGGAAAAUAGUUGAGAAGCCGGAUACAUCCCGAAGACGAAAGUCGAGGGGUCGGCAAAGUUCCGUGCACGACCUCGUCGAUCUAUGGGGAGGAGGUGUGGUGCAGACAAAAGAGCGACCAAAGGAUUCCGUUCACAGCCCUGCCGUUGCUGCAUUCAGAGAACCGGCCAGGGACUUUGGUGUGAAACUACAAAAGAGUAGAUCAAUCGCAGUAUCUUCAAUGGCGAAGCAGCGACCUGCAUCACCUCGUAUGCAGUCUCAGCCCUCAGAAUCCAAUCCUUCUCGGCGACGUUCACCAAGUCGGUCUCCCAAGCGAGUGCCAGCAUUACCUCAGACAAAGCAGGUAUCUGGCGCAUUCACCCCUUCCUCAGGUACCGUCCCCGUAUCAUCCUCUCGCGCGAGGCCGCAGUCUAUGCUUGCCUUUCCAACGGCGAAGCCUGCGCCGGACGCGAAGAUGGACACGCCGUCAAACCCUACAGGUCUAUCUGUUCCAGAAGACAACCCUCGGAAACACGGCGCUCGGCGGACCUCAAUAUCAGAUAUGGUCCAGCGCUAUGAAGCCAUCGGGGGAACGCCCAGAGGCCUAGGUCCAGGUCCGCCUGUGAUAAUGGCAACAUCGUCUGCAAGUGGUCGUGCUGUGGAUGUCACGGGCACAAGCCCAAGUUCCCCGUUAGUGUCGAGAUUCACAGCCUCGAGAUCGGGUCCUGGAGCUGAAUCGGGGAAGCCGCGACCAUCUGCAAUUGAUUUAGCCAGGGCAGCCCUCGCCAGUCAGGACCAGAGCAAGGCGGACGUGAGAUUACCCUCUGGGACAUCCAAUCGAUUCAUGCCUGCGGGACGGGCUGGGCUGGACGGUCUUCCAGCAUCGCCAUCAUUUUCUCCUCCAAAGCCCGCCAUACCUCUAGAAGAGGCACGCUCACCGUCGCCUGAUAAACCCUAUCAAGGAGUGGGAAAGCUGAUCGAUCAAUGGCAGCGUAAAACGGAGGUUGAUUCAUCUCGGCCCUCUACCCCUCGUAGAGGUGGUUAUGUCCAAAAACGAGCUGGUCUCGACAAUUGAAUCACGUUCAUUUACUUGACCUUUAAUAUAUUUGCUCUCGUCUGGUCGC